GCUACAAGUGGACUCCUGUCACGUCCUGUGGCUCUACGCCUCUUGCGGCAAGGUAUCUCUCUCAACCAGCCAGCUGCUUUCACGCCGGUUGGUCAAGGACCACCCUGCGGCCUUGCCAACCACAACUUUGGUUUGCUCUCAACAUGCUAGCGCGCCAUGCCCAGGCUAUGGGCCCUGCUGGGCCUUUUCGAUGCGCUCGGCGAAGCGAUGUCCCACGAGUGUGGCGAGCAGCCGCACUUGAAUUGGACCUCAGUUCGUGAGGAUCUGAUCACCUACAGCACGCUGUCGGAGCCGGUGAUGCGAAGCCGACGUUGCUUCGGCGAUACUGGGAUAUGGUCCUACUGUGGUAUUGCUGCGAUGAACAUUUUGCAGAUGCAGCCAGGCCUCCUCAGCAACUCGCAGUCGAUGCUGAGUAAAGCGAACUGGGAGAAUCCUUGCAAGAUCGGCCAGGUCGCCACCAACCUGUUCGCCAUGAGCUUCUUGACGCCUGGUGAGCGAUAUGGUAUGCUUUGGGUUGCUGGCGAUCGUUUGGAGAAGCUCUCGCUGAACUUCCAGUCGCUUCUGACUUCUGGCUGGCCCAUGUUCGGGCUCUUAUCGCGGCUCGCGGAGGUGAUCCAGCUCUCCAACCAGGCGCGGCCUGUGGAUGCGUGCGCCGGCGCUGCCUGCGAGCAGCUGGCACAGCUGCGCCUGGAGCUGCGGCGCCGCGUGGCGGAGCGCGGCUUGGCGCCGGAGGCGCUGGCGCGGCGAGUGCUGGCCGCAGUGGAACGCGUAGCACAAGCAAAGGGUGGCUCUGCAGGCGCCGCGCGAGGCAGCUUUGCGGCAGCAGCGGCCUGGGCUGCCCUCGCAGAGGCCGCCCAGAUGCGCUCGGAUAGCGGGGCCAGCGCGGCCUAUGUUGCGCGAGCGGAAUCUGCGCUACGUGCAGUGCAAUCGAAUUACACCUUGCUGGACUGGCUGAGCUCGCAAUGGCCAACGUUUAGGAUCAUGCACCGCAUGCAGUUUGAUCUGCUCCCGCGGGAGGCUGCCGUGGAAGGAGGUUUCUGGAUGCAGCAAGAUCUGGUCCCACGCGAUCCAGCAGGAAGACCAAUGCGCUUUGUCUUCAACGCGGGUUUCUUCAGGCCAGAUGCGCUUUACAUUGAUGUCGCUGCAGAUAUUGUUUCCACGGACAUGCUCCGCACACUGCCGGCGUUCUUUGGCAUCCACAUGGCCAAGCCCGGCCAGAGGUGGAACCUGGGCCUGGCCUACACGUCGAACGAUUAUGCUGACCUGAUCCCAUCAAAGGAUCUUUGGAGGCUGCAGGCUGGAAGCCAGAAGUUGCUUUUCAUGCCGGAGCUGAAUGAACUUCUUGGAGAGAAGGAUCAGCAGUGCCGAGCGUACUAUGAUGCGUUACAGACCUGGAGAGUGAGCAAAGAUCUCGCAGACCAGGUGGGUGGCAUGCCGCCUUGCUUCGAUAUGCCUACGGCAGCAGACGAGCUGAGAGCUUUUGCAGAUACUGUGAAGGAUCAGCAUGUGGCCUUCGUACGAAAGCCCGAAGGUGCAUGGGGCGGUCGCGGGAUCGAGAUCCGCUUCAGAGUGGAGGAUGUCUUGGGUGACUCCAAGGCUGAGGUCUCAAGCUGCGAGUUCGUGCCGUUGGAGGACGCCCAGUGCUUGGGUUUGGUGGCAGCGGCGGGGCAUGCCGAGACCGCUGAGGCCUGUAGUGAAAUAUGCUGCGCAAUGAGCCGACAAUGUGAAGCUUGGAAUUGGCGCGAAGUCGAGGGAUGCUGGGUUGGCAUCCCGCGGUUGUGUACACAGUCCAACCCAAUGUUCCUCGGCGGAUGGAGAGGAGGCCGCCGGCUCCGUGACGCGACGCCCUCUGCCAAGCAGAGAGCUGUGGUGCAGCAGUAUGUUUUGGACCCUGUGCUUUACCAGCUGGAAGGCGUUUGGCCGCCAGUCACGGUGAAGACGGAUAUCCGCAUUUAUGGGACCGUGGUCUCCAUGGAUCCCUUUCGAUUCUAUAUCAGUGAGUACGGUUACUUCCGCUCUGGCUUCCUGGAGAAGAAUUACUCGGCGCAAAGCGACGAAGAUUUCCAGGACCUGCUUAUGCAUGUCACCCACCACAUUCCGAAGAUAGAGGCUGGCUCAUACCAAUGUCCGACUGCACCAAGCUGGGAUCAUCCCGAGGGUGCUGAGCACGAUGCAGGGUCCGGAGGCUCCCUGCACAAGUGGUUCAGAAUUGCGAAAGAGCAGAACGGCUUGGAUCCAAGCGUGGUGUGGAAGAACAUCAAGCUGGCGCUGGCCAUUUUCUUGCUGGGAGCAAGACACAAGCUGGACUGUGUCGCGAAUGCUGUUCCCUAUGCGUGUGGCUCGCUCGGCUUUCACUUCUUUGCGGACUUGGUGGUGGACAGAAAGGGCCGGGCAUGGCUUAUGGAGAUCCACCCGACCCUCGCAGUGAAAUCCCCGGGCCUGGGCGAUCCGGAGGCUGGCUGGGUCGAGGUCCUCACCCGCUCAACGCGGCAAGGAACUCUCGGCUCCCUGGCUAUGAGCUUCCUUGGCUGGGCAGAUGCGCCAUAUCGCCAGUGGGUGGAGUCCAUUCUGCGUGAGAAGCUUCUCUCGCAGCCUCGCUGGCGCCGAGAAGUUCAAGGCCUGGCCCGGCGCUUGCUGCGCCGGCGAGUGCUGAUGCCUGGUUGGAGUGGUGAAGCGGCCAGCGUGGCGGGCUUGCUAAGCAAAGUCUUGGUGGAGGAGCAUCUAUCCUGCCGCGUGGCUGUGGUGCAGGUGCUGCCAGCUAUGUGGGGAGAAGUUGCAGAGCUGAUCGCCAGGAAUCAGGGCGAUCCCUUUGCAGGACUUCGCAGCGUCUAUCGUCUGCUGCGUGCCGCGCGGCCCCUGUUGGCACGUGAAGGUCCGGCACCAGGAGAUUUGCGACCAAGACAGUGCGAGGCAGUUGACUUCAAUAUGGGUACCCGAUGGGAUCAGCCUUGGGAACGAGCGUCACGACGCUUCAAGUGAGCGAGUGAGGGGUUCCGGAUUUGACGAGUUACCCGGCAGACCUAAAC
This is a messenger RNA of Effrenium voratum, 3026 nucleotides long. The record is from the annotation of a GenBank genome assembly. Lineage: Eukaryota; Dinophyceae; Suessiales; Symbiodiniaceae.